Messenger RNA from Lactuca virosa, 824 nucleotides. The record is from the annotation of a GenBank genome assembly. Lineage: Eukaryota; Viridiplantae; Streptophyta; Magnoliopsida; Asterales; Asteraceae.
ACAACAGCAAAAAGAUCGAGCAAAAAUAAAUAAAAUAUCCAUUAAACAAACCUCUAUACUCUAUCCUUCCAUUUUCAUCGUCUUCCAAACCCUCACUUUGCGCACGGAAAAUGGCGUCGGCGAGUGCUUUCACAGCUCAGAUUUCGAACUUCAAUGGAGGAGCGUCAUCUGAUAGAAAAACGUUCAUUACUUUGUCAUCCUCUUCAUCAUCCUAUUCCCAAAAACUAAGCUUAAAACCAAAUUCAGUUGGUAUGAGGACCCUAUCUCACUCUCAUCAUCAAAAGCUUGUUGAUAAUCGCCCAUCUCUUCGCGUAUUUGCCCUAUUUGGAGGAAAGAAAGAUGGUGACAAGGAUGAUGGAAAGGCAGGUGUGUUUGGAAACAUGCAAAAUCUAUACGAGACUGUAAAGAAGGCACAAAUGGUUGUCCAGGUUGAAGCAGUGAAAGUGCAAAAAGAACUUGCAGUAGCUGAGUUUGAUGGUUAUUGUGAAGGUGAACUAGUAAAGGUCACUCUCUCUGGGAAUCAGCAACCUGUACGCACAGAAAUUACAGAGGCUGCAAUGGAAUUGGGGUCAGAAAAACUGUCACUUCUGAUUACAGAAGCAUAUAGAGAUGCGCAUCAAAAAAGUGUCCAGGCCAUGAAAGCACGAAUGGGCGAUCUUGCGCAGAGCUUAGGAAUGCCCCAAGGUUUGGGUGAUCAACUAACUGUGCCAAAAGGUUUGUUAUGGGGUAUUCAGAUAAAAAAAGCAGUUUGUUGAAUGAAGAAAAGAAAAUGACAUGGACAAUCAAGAAAGUUUAAAUAUGAAAGAGAUGUAAAGGAACGAAAA